AUGGACUCCAAGUCGCCUUCUUCUGCGGUCGACGCGCCUGUGUCUGCCGGACGAGACUCCUUCCCGGAUGAGGAUCCCAGCAGCAAGAAUGGUUAUGCUCCUGGGGUUGUUGAGAAUGUUGCCCGUGUUGUUGAUCAUAAGGCUGAACGGGCGCUUUGCCGUCGGUUUGAUCUGCGGUUGAUGCCAGUGUUGGCGAUUAUGUACCUUUUCAAUGCUUUGGACAAGGGAAAUCUUGGUAACGCUGAAACAGAUGGGAUGAGCGAUGACCUCAAUUUCAAACCCGGACAAUACAACCUGCUACUGUCUAUCUUCUUCGUCCCCUAUGUCAUCUUUGCGCCGCCUAUUGCCAUGCUAGGCAAGCGAUUCAGCCCGGCAAGGGUGCUGCCAAUCCUGAUGUUCAGCUUCGGCUCCUUCACGCUCAUUGCCUCGUCCGCGAAAAACUUCGGCGGCAUGUUUGCGCUGCGUUGGUUCCUGGGCAUGGCAGAGGCUGCCUUCUUUCCGCUGGUCAUUUACUAUCUGACCACCUUCUACCGCCGUGCCGAGUUGGCGCGCCGUCUAGCUCUCUUCUACGCAGCCUCCAACAUCGCCAACGCCUUCGCCGGGCUGAUCGCGUUUGGAGUCUUCCAGAUCGAGAACACGCCCAUGUCCCAAUGGCGAUAUCUGUUCAUCAUCGAAGGUAGCGCCACUGUCGCUUUCUCCAUAUUCGCUUUCUGGUACCUCCCGCGCAGCGCCUCCGAGGCCAAGUUCCUCUCCGCAGACGAGAAAGCCCUCGCAUUUCACCGUAUCCAGGUCGAUUCUAGCGCAGUCGUCAAUGAGAAGUUCAACUUCCGCGAAGCCCUUGCCAUCUUCCGCCAUCCAACAACCUACGGCUUCCUCGCCAUUGAGAUCUGUCUCGGAGUCCCACUGCAGGGCGUAUCCCUCUUCAUGCCGCAAAUCAUCCAGCGACUCGGCUACUCAACCGUCAAGACCAACCUCUACACCGUCGCUCCGAACGUGACAGGCGCUGUCAUGCUUUUGAUUCUUGCAUUUAGCUCCGACGCCGUCAAGCUCCGUUCUCCCUUCAUCGUGCUAGGCUUCCUCUUCACCUUCACGGGCUUCAUGAUCUACGCCUCCAUCUCGGAUGUUCAGGCCAAAAUCCAGCUCGCGUAUUUUGCCACCUUCAUGAUGACGUGGGGUACCUCCGCGCCAUCAGUCCUGCUCAGUACCUGGUACAACAAUAACAUCGCGCACGAGGGCCGGCGUGUCCUGCUGACGUCCAUCGGUGUCCCUCUUGCAAACCUUAUGGGCCUGGUCGCGAGCAACGUGUUCCGCGAGCAAGAUAAGCCGAAAUACAUGCCUGCACUCAUCACAGUGGGUGCGUUUGGGGCAACUGGUGCGGUUCUUGCUGGCUUGUUAGGUCUGUAUAUGGUUUUUGACAAUAAGAGGAGAGACCGCAGGGAUGGGAUUACGGUGAACGCAACCGAUGUUCCCACUGAGAGAUUGCGCGAUGGACCUGCUUCGAGUGAGUUUCGGUGGUUCCUGUAA
Messenger RNA from Aspergillus mulundensis, 1524 nucleotides. RefSeq names its product putative MFS transporter. Gene Ontology annotation, molecular function: transmembrane transporter activity. The transcript has 3 exons. The record is from RefSeq and is a predicted model, not a curated record. Gene Ontology annotation, cellular component: membrane. NCBI's taxonomy places the organism in Eukaryota, Fungi, Ascomycota, Eurotiomycetes, Eurotiales, Aspergillaceae. The coding region runs from base 1 to 1524 and encodes 507 amino acids. Gene Ontology annotation, biological process: transmembrane transport.